CUCAUACCUUCCUCCCUUACUGUCACAGUCUCUUUCCAGAGCAGACUACUAACUCCUCAGAGGAUAUAAGAUACACUAAUGGAGGGCCUUGGAAGAAGGACCUUUAUCGCUCUGUGCCUCUACACUGCACUACUUACUCUCUCAGAAGUAAACUCAGAGAUCGUCCAUAUUCCGUCCGUGCUCUAUGGCGUCAAAGGGAAGUCCCUCCUCCUCUCCGUGGAGACUUACUUCCGAUUGGAGGACGUUGAGAUCCAGGGCAGCUGGUACCAGACCCGGCCGGGGGGCCCCAAAACCCUGCUGGUGACCUUCCACAACCACACCGCCAUCAUGCUGGCCUCGAUGAGACACAGGAAGCGCUACUUUUUCCAGCCCCCCAACGCCUCUCUCCUGAUCCCCAUUCUGGAUGAGGCGGCGGAGGGGGACUAUCAUCUGGACCUGGACAUUCACUUCCCCCAGAGACAGGAGCUCGUCAGGGCCGAGAGGACCGUCCACGUCACCGUCGAUGUACCCGUGUCCACUCCAGUUAUCCAGAAGACACCAUCUUCUACAGUUGUUGAGGACAAGGAGAACGUGACAUGGACCUGUAGGGUGGAGAACGGAACCAGGGUCCAGUACCAGUGGCUGAGGAACAACAUGCCCCUAGAUGUUAGUGAUCGCCAUCAGUUUUCCCAGGACAACUCUACUCUGGUGAUAAGCCCUGUGAGGAAGAAGGACAUUGGACAGUACCGCUGCCUGGCCAGGAACCACAUCAGCCAGAGACAGAGCCACACCCUGGACCUCAGUGUCUUCUAUGGCCCCUACAACCUGGCUGUGAAGUCUGACCAUGGUCUGCGAACUGGGGAGGUCUUCACAGUGAACCCUGGUGAGCUGGUGUUCUUCGACUGCCAGGCCGACUCCAACCCUCCCAACAGCUGUAUGUGGAUCUCUAAGACCAACAACGCCACUGAGGUCAUCACUGUGGGACUGCGCCUGGAGGUCACCUCCUACAAGCUGGCCCAGGCCGAGGAGUUCCUGUGCAGGGCGUUUAACAAUGUGACCCAGAAGCAGGACGAGACCCAGUUCACCCUGGUGGUGGCCAGCCUGGGGACAGGAAAGGAGAGAUAUGUCCAGGAGAGCAGAUCAUUCUCUCCUCUGGCUGCCAUCACUCUGUCCUGCCUGUUCAUUAGCUGUAUGUUACUGGUCUACUUCAGAAGGAGCUGUCAUCAUCCCAAGAGAGUUCUCAUGAACAUCUAUAACAGACCUUUGACAGAACAGAGACGCCCACACCGUUCGGGUCAUGAGGAUGCAACGGAAGACUUUGGCAUCUAUGAGUUUGUCUCUAUACCUGGGAAAAUGGAAUCUACACAGGCAUCCAGCAGAUCCCUGGCACACCUAGAGUCUGUCCAGGAUUUGCAUACCACCAUCUAUGAUGUCAUCAGGCACAUCCCUGAAACUCCCACGCUGGCUACCCAGAGUCUGCUGGGAAAGCAGUGUGAAGGUUAACCAGAGUAUCCCAAAUUGCAUCCCAAAUUUAACUCUAUUUACCUAUAUAAGAAUAUAUAUAUAUAUAUUCAGAGUUUCGCAGCGGUCUAAGGCACUGCAUCUCAGUGCUAGAGGCGACACUACAGACCCUGGUUCGAUCCCGGGCUGUAUCACAACCGGCUGUGAUCGGGAGUCCCGUAGGGGAGGGUUUGGCCGGGGUAGACCGUCAUUGUAAAAUAAGAUUUGUUCUUAUCCUACUUGCCUAGUUAAAUAAAGAUGAAAUAAAAAUACAAAAUGUAUGCACUACUAGGGGCGGCAAGUAGUACACUAUAUAGUGACGCCUGUUAAGAGCAUUGGGCCAAUAACUGAAAGGUUGCUGGGUUGAAUCUCCAAGCUAAAUAAUCUAAGCUGUAAGCCUCUGGCACAGUUUCAACAUCCUACUUAAAAUGUCCUAAUAAUUAUUUAAAUUUAAAGAACAAGAGCUCAACAAUAUUUUUGUUCUCUCUUCAAAUUGUAUAUUUAUUCAAUGUGCUCUUUCAAGCUGCCUCUGGAAGUGGGCAAGAAUAUUUGGAUGAAGGAAUUAUCACAUUGCAUGUGAGAUACCGUCUGAUGGAGGUGUUGUAUAACAUUAUUUUUCAGCAUGUAAAUACAACAUCUGCUCUACACUGUACUUACUUUAUUGUUUUUGUUUGGAAAGAAAUGACAUUUUAUUUGAGUGAAUAUCUUAUGAGUCCUAUCCUCCUGUCUUUUUCUAAACGUAGCUAUUUUGUUGAUCGUGACAUUGCCAUGUCCACUCCACCGGAGUGUUGGUGCCUGUCUGCAGAGUAUUGUACAGUUUCCACUUACAGAUAUGCACUUUUUGUAUUUGAAUAAAGAUUUAUAACA
Molecule: messenger RNA, 2346 nt
Organism: Oncorhynchus gorbuscha (pink salmon)
Lineage: Eukaryota; Metazoa; Chordata; Actinopteri; Salmoniformes; Salmonidae
Product: HEPACAM family member 2-like
Exons: 9
Coding region: 79-1482 (467 amino acids)
Source: RefSeq, a predicted model, not a curated record